AUGAGCCGCACCGCCUACACUGUGGGAGCCCUGCUUCUUCUCUUGGGGACCCUGCUGCCUGCUGCUGAAGGGAAAAAGAAAGGGUCCCAAGGUGCCAUCCCCCCACCAGACAAGGCCCAGCACAAUGACUCAGAGCAGACUCAGUCGCCCCAGCAGCCUGGCUCCAGGAACCGGGGGCGGGGCCAAGGGCGGGGCACAGCCAUGCCCGGGGAGGAGGUGCUGGAGUCCAGCCAGGAGGCCCUGCAUGUGACCGAGCGCAAAUACCUGAAGCGAGACUGGUGCAAAACCCAGCCGCUCAAGCAGACCAUCCACGAGGAGGGCUGCAACAGCCGCACCAUCAUCAACCGCUUCUGCUACGGCCAGUGUAACUCCUUCUACAUCCCCAGGCACAUCCGGAAGGAGGAAGGCUCCUUUCAGUCCUGCUCCUUCUGCAAGCCCAAGAAAUUCACCACCAUGAUGGUCACCCUCAACUGUCCCGAACUACAGCCACCUACCAAGAAGAAGAGGGUCACACGAGUGAAGCAGUGUCGUUGCAUAUCCAUCGAUUUGGAUUAAGCCAAAUCUGGGCACACCCCGCCUGUCCCAGGGAUGCAGCCCCAGGCAGGCCCAGAGCCAGACCUAAAACAACCCCAUUCUUACUUGGCUUAACCCUAGAGGCCGGAAGAACCACCAGCUGCCUCCCGCAGGAGCCUGCUUGUGCGUAGUUGUGUGCGUGAGUGUGCAUGGGUGCCUGUAGGUGUUUUCAGACACCAGAGGAAACACAGCCUCUGCUAGAGGGCACUUCCAAUUAUGUAAACGUCACUGCUUUGACUGGGAAGGUACAGGAAGCCCACACCACCCUAUCCACAUCCAAAAGGGCGAGCCAUGGACUGGUUUUACCUUUGUCAUCCAUGUGCCCUUCUUGGGGAUCAGGAUCUCCCAUCAGAAUGAAUGUUAAUGGAAGAGGCUACUCUGAGGGCCAGAGACCUGUUUUAGUGCUGCAUUAAACUUGGAAAAGUUCUUUUAACUUGUGCUUGCUUCCUCCCU
Molecule: messenger RNA, 1026 nt
Organism: Carlito syrichta (Philippine tarsier)
Lineage: Eukaryota; Metazoa; Chordata; Mammalia; Primates; Tarsiidae
Gene: GREM1
Product: gremlin 1, DAN family BMP antagonist
Exons: 1
Coding region: 1-555 (184 amino acids)
Biological process (GO): animal organ morphogenesis
Molecular function (GO): BMP binding; receptor ligand activity
Source: RefSeq, a predicted model, not a curated record